GGCUUAUCGUGUUGGUGAUCGCUCAUCAGCGCUCAGCGGAGAACCUGAAACGGCGCCGGGAGCACGGACUUGACUAGUCUACUCACACGACCGUCGCUCUUGGUGGGCGAGAAGUUUGAGCGAAGACUGCACCGAACACGUCUUAUUCACUUACGGCCCGCAUUGCGUCAUAAAGCUCUAUCGACAGCACCGACACCGACACGCGACACACGUUCUACGCGCGAGCAGGCCCGCAGCGACCAGAAGUGCGGGUGGCGGAGAACCACCACGACCCAUCGCCACACCUCCGACCUCCUCCGAGUCGCAGAACCACAGGCUGACAACAAACUCUAAGCCCGACACGACACCCUCACGCGCACCUCAACUCGUCGGACGCGUGCCUCGCCCGUGCCAGGCGACCGGUCGCUGCGCUAUCAGCCUGCGCCGCGCCAAGAACAGGACCGAGACUGAGCCCGGCGCAUAUCGAGGUAGUCAUUCUCGACGGAUGAGGCGGCGGACGUAGACAGCAGCAGCAGUGCGACCAUGGCGGCGCUCGCUCCUGCUAACAACAACAAUGCAGACAGGAAACGCGUCAAGGUGUACGAGCUGAAGAAUAAUGACUGGUAUGACCGUGGGACUGGCUUUUGCGAAGGAAAGCUCGUCAGCCCGGCUGGCGCGCAAAACGAAGAACUCGAUGCGCGCGUUGUCGUCACCAGCGAGGAGGAGCCGGAGCGCGUGCUACUGGAAACGCGAAUAGCCAAGGAUGAUGGGUACCAGAAACAACAGGAAACACUGAUUGUGUGGACGGAAAGCAAUGGCGUGGACAUGGCUCUCAGUUUUCAAGAGGCGGAAGGGUGCGCGCAUAUCUGGCAGUUUGUGAGCGAGAUACAAGGAAGACUCGCACCCGAAGACGGCCUGUCCGACGACCUGCUGGGCCCCGAGCACGCAGUAUCCUUGCCCGAACCGCAGAUUGGAAAAUUGGAAGAGGUCGUAGACGCGAUACGGCAGCAAGCGAACACACCUGGAGGUCGAGAUGCGCUGAGCAAGUACAUCAUGAGCCCAGAACAGAUGUACAUUCUCAAACUGGCACCGGUGCUGAAAGAGCUGGAGGAGAAACACGAGAUCAACGAGCUACACCGCCUUUGCACGAUCAUGAAGCACAUCAUUCUGCUCAACGACACGUCCAUUAUCGAGUUCAUCGUCACCGACCAGGCGAUCAUGGGCGUAGUGGGCGCUCUCGAGUACGAUCCCGACUUUCCCUCACAUCGCGCAAAUCACCGGCAAUUCCUCUCUGAUAAGUCGAAGUUCAAGGAAGUGGUCAAGUUUGAAAACAUGGACGUUACGAGGAAAAUUCACUACACGUACAGGCUCCUCUAUUUGAAGGAUGUUGUACUGGCGCGAAUACUCGACGACCCGACCUUUUCCGUGCUUAAUAGUCUCAUCUUCUUCCAUCAGGUGGAUAUCAUCGGCCACAUCCAAGCAAACGCCCCAUUCUUGAAAGAGCUGUUUGAGAUCUUCACAGACAAGGAAGAGCCGGAGAGGAAGAAGCAGGCAUGUCUCUUCAUACAGACCUGCUGCGCAGUCUCAAAGUCGAUACAAGCCCCUGCGCGAGCACAGUUGUACGGCAACUUCUUGCAUCAUGGGCUGUUCAACAUGAUCACAUAUGCUCUACGGCAUCAGGACUCAGCAGUGCGGGUGGCAGGUACUGAUAUUCUAGUGUCAUUGAUUGAUCACGACUCGCAUGUCGUGCGAAAUCAUAUUAUCAAAGCCAUUCAGGAGAAGACGACACCUCUUACCGACAUCCUCAUCGAGCUCCUCCUGGUGGAAACGGAUCUUGGAGUCAAGAGUCAGAUGGCCGAUGCGAUUAAGAUUCUCCUCGAUCCUACAUCUGCCUCGGCUGGCAUGGAAGCCAUGAACCGUGCUGGUAACUCGGAAAUGAUGGCAAAACGUGGCGGACCCGGCGAUCAUCCUGGUCACCGCUUUUCACCUCAAGCAAAUCAAUUCAUACAAAACUUCUACGAGGACGGCGCGAAACGGCUGUUCAAGCCACUCAAAGAUCUGGAAGGUCGACCAUCCAUGCGAGAUCUCACUGUACAAGAGACCAGCCUGUACACACAUCUCGUGGAGAUACUCAGCUUCUUCGUCAGACAACACGCCUAUCAGUCGAAGCUCUUUAUCCUCUCUGAGAACCUACAUUCACGGAUAGCCCAGCUUCUGGAAUGCCCGCAAAAACACAUGAAGCUGAUUGCGCUCAAGUGGUUCCGGACGUGUAUUGGCCUCCAGGACGAAUUCCACAACCGGCAAUUGACAAACAACAAGCUCUUUGAGCCGAUCCUGAACAUUGUCUACGAGACCAUGCCCAGAGACAAUCUGCUCAACAGCUGUUGCCUCGAGCUCUUUGAGUACAUCAAGCGCGAAGGCAUCAAACAGAUCAUUUACCACCUCGUGGAAACGUAUCGGGAACGAUUGAUAGGUAUCACCUAUGUCAACACCUUCCAGGCGAUAGUACACAAGUUCGAGCAAUACCAGAAUCCAUAUGUACCGGAGCGUGAAGGAGAUACGAGCUUCACCACCGAACCAGAUACGCCUGACGCAUUGCGAGGACGUAUGACGAACGGCAGACAGGUGUUCAGCGGCUUGAAAGAGGAUGCAGAUGAGGACGCUUACUUCAAUGCGGACGACGAAUUGGAUGGCGAGUUCGGCGACGAUGACGAUGGAGACCUACUUUCUCAUGCGACGAUGGCUAAGCUUGAUGCUGUCAUGUCCAAUGGCCACAUUGACACCACCAGCGCUAACAAUACCAACAAUGCUAGCCCCAUGAAGGCACUUGUCAACUAUCCGGAUGAUGACGAUGACGAGGAAAUGGAUCUUCAAGCAAGCUCACCCGAUGUUCUCAAGGGGCAGAAGAGCAGUAGCAGCACGAAUGCUUCCGAAGCAAACACGUCAACAGAUUCCCCAGAUGGUCAACGAGGACGUAGUCGAGAGCCACGAGCUGUUUCAGAUUCACCACCGGAGUCGGUAGCUAUGAAACGACGGAGGGCUGAAGUUGAUGAUGACGAUGAGUUGGGCAAAAUGAUGGGUGGCGGGAAGAGGCGCAAUAGUUCCGCGUCCCUCAAUAGCGCAAAGGGGAGCUUAGCUGCUGUGCAGAUUGACGAGAAGCGCGACGGAGCGCCCGUCGGGAGCUCUCUGAGCAUUGCAACAGACAAGGACGUGGAUCCUGAAGAUCUGGCGCUGGCGAGUCCGAAGGAUCAAUCAGCGAACCCAGCCGAGCCUGGGCACACUCCUGGACCGAAGCUUAGGAGGAAAGGCUCAUUGAGGGUUAGAAACGAAGGCGCGACGAACAUUGGGCGAUAUGCAAUCAAGCCGGUUGGCACCAGUAAUGGUGGCUCGGAGGACGGCGGCGAGAAGAAGAGCAACGGCGGCUCCGGCGGCUAGAAGGAUGCUGGAGUCAUGGUUGAUGAUGAUGAUGAAGAUUUGCCGUGCUGCUAUGCCCGUCACGAUUCUCCGCGUGCAAGUCCGCCGGCGCCGUCCUCUGAUUAAAAGUAUUGGCAGGUACGCGACGACCACUAUUCAGACAUCCACGCGGACGCCGAACCCCUGAAGCCGAUUCCAGCUUUCGCCAGAUCGCCCACGCUGCUCACGGCUGGAGAAGAACAGAGUUAACAGAAGCGGUAGCAUACUUUUGCUUGGAGGAAAGAAAGUUCUGGUACUGCAUUAUGACAAACGAAACUUGGACCCCUUUUGGAGCGCAUGAAGGAGCAGGACUUAUCUUUCUUGGCUUUGUGGCUGGCAUUGAGGACGGACGAGCUUCUCCUGGGUCCCCUUUGCCUGCUUUGCAGCGUUUGCACGAGUCGAGCUAUUCAAGCAUUUUAGUGUACAAGUGUAUCAUAGCACAGAGGAAUGAUGAAAUGGCGC
Cercospora beticola is the source of this 3894-nucleotide messenger RNA. It is a transcript of the gene PSY2, whose product is annotated as Psy2p. Gene Ontology annotation, molecular function: protein phosphatase activator activity. Gene Ontology annotation, biological process: protein dephosphorylation; DNA damage response. The record is from RefSeq and is a predicted model, not a curated record. Lineage: Eukaryota; Fungi; Ascomycota; Dothideomycetes; Mycosphaerellales; Mycosphaerellaceae. Gene Ontology annotation, cellular component: protein phosphatase 4 complex; nucleoplasm.